CUAAUCAACUUUGUUGUGGUUCUAAGAAGCUCUGUAUGAGAGAAAAGGAUAAGUAGAGAGAGAGAGAGAUAGAGAGAGAGAGAGGUGGUGUGCACAUAUACAACUUUAACUGUAGGAAGAGAUAAUUAAAGAGUAGUCAUGGUUGCCCUUUCUCCAAUAAGGCUUCAAAAGGCUCUGCAGUCUGUAGCUCAGAGCAUACAGUGGACUUACAGCCUCUUCUGGAAUCCAUGCCCACAACAAGGGGUUCUGGUGUGGGGGGACGGGUACUACAACGGCGCGAUAAAGACGCGGAAGACGGUGCAGCCGGCAGAGGUGAGCGCGGAGGAGGUGACGCUGCAGCGGAGCCAGCAGCUGCGGGAGCUCUACGAGUCGCUGUCGGCCGGGGAGGCCAGCCAGCAACAGCAGCAGCAGCUGCAGCUCGCGCGCCGACCGAGCGCCGCCCUCUCCCCAGAGGACCUCACUGAGUCCGAGUGGUUCUACCUCAUGUGCAUCUCCUUCUCCUUCCCUCCCGGAUCCGGGUUACCAGGAAAGGCGUUUGCGCGGCGCCGACACGUGUGGCUAACACGUGCUAAUGAAGCUGAUAGCAAAGUGUUCUCAAGAGCUAUUCUUGCUAAGAGUGCUCAGAUACAGACAGUUGUAUGCAUUCCCCUGAUGGAUGGUGUUCUUGAACUUGGAACUACAGAGAUGGUUGAAGAGGACACAGGACUUAUUAAACAUGCAAAGAGCUUCUUCGCGGAGCAUCACGAGAUCCAAUCCAUGCCCGCGCUUUCGGAGCAAUCGACCUCGAACCCCGCGAAGUACAAUGAGCCACCAUCAUUCCAAGUAGGCGUGACCAUGCAUCGAAUGCACGCAGAACCGACAGAAUCAGACCGACAGAACGAUGAGGAUGAUGACGAGGAGGACGACGAUCACGACGAUGAUGACGACGAAGAAGAUGAAAUAGAGGGCGGUUCGGGCUCGGAAGUCGGCACUUUGAAGUGCAGCCACAUGAUCACACCCACUUUGACAAGAAUUGAGGGGGCAACAACUCCGAAUGCCGAGCAUGAUGAGUUGAUGCAGCUUGGUUUGUCGCAGAAUGUUAGGUUGGGGUCUCCUGAUGAUUGCUCAAAUAACUUGAACACUCAGCUACAAAUGGUCGGAGUUUGCUGCAACACUAGCGGAGUAUCUAAUCACCAGAGAGAGGAUGAAACAUAUCAUUGUUGGAAUUUUCUUCAUGAAGACAUUUGUAGUGAGCUUCAACAACAAUCCUCAGUGCAAGCUCAAGAGCUGUCACAAGAGGAUGCUCAUUACUCGGAAACAGUUACAACUAUACUUCGACACAACUCGAGCCGAGGAGACGAAUCGAAGUCCAAUGAUUACUUUGUUCCCUCGCGCCAAACGGCAUUCGCCGGAUGGAAUUCUACUAGAGAUCAUCCUCAAAUUGUGCUCUCCGAAGGAACUUCGCAAUGGCUACUUAAAACUAUGUUGUUUCGUGUUCCGACUCUUCACUGCAGGUACAAAGAUGAGAACUCACCUCCAUCUAUAGAAGGGGAAGGCGGCGGGAGUCGGUCCCGAAAAGGAGCAGCGCAAGAAGAGCCAAGCGCCAACCACGUGCUUGCGGAGCGCCGGAGAAGAGAAAAGCUUAACGAGCGGUUCAUCGUUCUUCGCUCGUUGGUUCCGUUCGUGACGAAGAUGGACAAGGCAUCGAUUUUGGGCGACGCAAUAGAGUACGUGAAGCAGCUCCGAAAGCGGAUCCAAGAUCUCGAGUCAAGAAACAGGCAGAUGGAAAGCCUGACGAAAACAGCAGAACUUCAAAGGCCAGGCAGCUCGAAGGACCCAAAUGUGCCACGAGGCAGCGGAUCCCCGCAGGGGAGCGGAGUGGAUCACGUCGCGACCAGCCAACUGAAAGCCUUUUCGUCAGACAAGAGGAAGAUCAGGGUACUAGAAGGGACCAGGGUCGUGGAUGCUCCGAGCACUAAUGUGCAGGUCUCGAUCAUCGAAGCCGACGCUCUCCUCGAGAUGCAAUGCCCUUACAAAGAAGGCCUGCUUCUGAAGAUCAUGCAGACAAUUCACGAGCUUCGGCUCGAGAUCAUGUCGAUUCAGUCGUCCUCGGUUAACGGCACGCUUUUCGCGGAGUUGCGUGCAAAGCGCAUUCGAAUCUCUACAGGUGAAGGAGAUGAAUGGAAAGAGAGCUAGCAUUCUUGAAGUGAAAAAGGCGAUAUAUAGAGUGUUCUCAAACAGUUAAAUUUGGAGUACAUUUUGACCAAAUAUGAGAAUUUUACACACUUGGACAUACCAUGAAGCUUCAAACACUGACACCUCCAUUCCUUGACAUCUAAUGUAAAUAACAAGUGUAAGAAUCAUGUAUCAUAUUGAACUUAAACAUAUAUGUCAUACCUACAAAAUAUGCUUCUUUUCUAAUUAAUAAUACUACACAUGCUUUUGUUAGGAAGAAAGAAAGCGAAUACAUAUCUGGUUUAAUACUA
Ananas comosus (pineapple) is the source of this 2465-nucleotide messenger RNA. RefSeq names its product basic helix-loop-helix protein A-like. The transcript is spliced from 9 exons. Gene Ontology annotation, molecular function: protein dimerization activity. The coding region runs from base 139 to 2175 and encodes 678 amino acids. Lineage: Eukaryota; Viridiplantae; Streptophyta; Magnoliopsida; Poales; Bromeliaceae. The record is from RefSeq and is a predicted model, not a curated record.